Morus notabilis is the source of this 1728-nucleotide messenger RNA. Its product is annotated as histone deacetylase 9. Gene Ontology annotation, molecular function: histone deacetylase activity. NCBI's taxonomy places the organism in Eukaryota, Viridiplantae, Streptophyta, Magnoliopsida, Rosales, Moraceae. The transcript has 14 exons. The record is from RefSeq and is a predicted model, not a curated record. The coding region runs from base 116 to 1405 and encodes 429 amino acids.
AUCUCUUUUCUCUCUCUCUCUCUCUUUCUCUCUCGGAGCUCUGGUAAUGGCGGAAGCUUAAGAAACGAAUAUUACAGAAAUAUCCAUCUUCUUGUUUUGCCGUUCUCUCUCCACAAUGCGCUCCAAGGACAGAAUCUCUUACUUCUACGACGGGGAUGUGGGCAGCGUAUACUUUGGGCCUAACCAUCCGAUGAAACCCCACCGUUUAUGUAUGACCCACCAUCUCGUCCUCUCCUACGACCUCCACAAGAAGAUGGAAAUUUAUCGGCCACACAAGGCCUAUCCAGUAGAGCUUGCUCAAUUCCAUUCAGAGGACUAUGUUGCGUUUCUACAGCGGAUUACACCUGACACUCUGCACUUGUUCUCCAGUGACUUGGCAAGAUAUAAUCUUGGAGAAGACUGCCCUGUGUUUGAGAACUUGUUCGAAUUUUGUCAAAUUUAUGCGGGUGGAACAAUAGAUGCUGCACGCAGGUUGAACAACCAACUCUGCGACAUUGCUAUAAAUUGGGCUGGUGGUCUUCACCAUGCCAAGAAGUGCGAAGCAUCUGGGUUUUGUUAUAUAAAUGACUUGGUCUUGGGAAUCUUGGAGCUUUUAAAACAUCAUGCCCGUGUUUUAUAUAUUGAUAUAGACGUGCAUCAUGGUGAUGGAGUCGAAGAAGCAUUUUACUUCACUGACAGGGUGAUGACCGUUAGUUUUCACAAGUUUGGAGACAUGUUUUUCCCUGGAACUGGUGAUGUUAAGGAAAUAGGAGAAAGAGAAGGCAAGUUUUAUGCCAUUAAUGUUCCACUCAAGGAUGGAAUAGAUGACGCUAGCUUCACUCGUCUUUUUAAAACCAUUAUUUCCAAGGUUGUUGAAACAUAUCUACCAGGUGCCAUUGUUCUACAAUGUGGAGCAGAUUCCCUUGCUGGAGACCGCUUGGGCUGCUUCAAUCUCUCCAUAGAUGGUCAUGCUGAAUGUGUUAGGUUUGUGAAGAAAUUCAAUUUGCCAUUACUGGUUACUGGAGGUGGGGGGUACACAAAAGAGAAUGUUGCUCGAUGUUGGACACUAGAAACUGGAGUUCUACUAGAUACAGAGCUUCCAAAUGAAAUCCCUGACAACGAGUAUAUUAAAUAUUUUGCGCCAGAAUUUUCAUUGAAGAUUCCACAUGGGCACAUAGAGAACUUAAAUAGUAAAUCGUAUCUGGGCACUAUCAAAGUGCAGGUCUUGGAGAAUCUUCGUUACAUUCAACAUGCUCCUAGUGUGCAAAUGCAGGAGGUUCCUCCAGACUUUUAUAUCCCCGAUUUUGAUGAAGAUGAGCAAAACCCGGAUGAGCGUGUAGAUCAGCACGCUAGGGACAAGCAAAUCCAACGCGACGAUGAAUAUUAUGAUGGAGACAAUGAUAAUGAUCAGAACAUGGAUGAUUGAUACGUAAACUGUAAAAUUUACUUGUGUAUCCUUUAGGCUCUUCUUUCUAGUUUAGAAAUGCUAGAUUUAUUUGGAUUCCAAGAAUUUAAAGUAGUUCUGUGCUCAACUAGAAAAACCAAAACUCAAAAGGGCUUGCACAAAUACUUCAUUCGUAUUGCUCUUCUGAUUUUUUUGAUGGCCCAGUAAACUGAAUUGGUAGCCGUUGAUUUUGCAAGUUUUAUAGAAAUGCUUUCUGCUAGAAGCUUAGAAGCAAUGAAAGUACAGAUCAAUUUGUAAUACAAAGAUUAUCCUUUUGGCCUUUUUCAUAAUCAUCAUGUUCUUGC